AAGUAAAAAAAAAAAACAAAAGGGGUUUACUAGCGCUGUUAAUUUACCGUUUAAUCAAACACGUAAACUCAUCGACGGCCCUGCCUGCUAUAAAUAUUUUACACGUGGCGUUAAUCUAUUGGGAGAUUGCUAUUUAUGUAUCUCCCAUCCAAGGCUAGGCCGGCGAUUGCUGACUCGGGACUCCUGUUCCGCGCAUCGUCGCAUGCUAACCGUCGUCUCUGCCUUCCCGACCGCCCCGCGGCUCGCCCUCUCCACCCUUCUCCGCCACCGCCGCAGUUAUUCUCUCCGUCUUUGCCUCCCCUUCUGCCAACACCACGCCCCAUCGCCCCACUCAUCUUGCGCCAUGGCAUCCACCGAGGCCAAUCGCGGAGCGAAGAAGGAGGCGGCGGCGGAGGUAGAAAAGGGGGAGAAGACCCCGACGCCCACUGCAGAUCCGUCGUCUCCUCCUCUUCUUAUGCCUCCGGAGAAGCCUCUUCCCGGCGAUUGCUGCGGGAGCGGAUGCGUCCGGUGCGUGUGGGACAUCUACUACGAGGAGCUCGAGGCCUACAACGAAAGCCUCGCCGCCUCGAGAUCCAAGUAGCGCCUAUACCUAAUCCAUCGUAAUUCAUGCAUUCUCGAUUGUGCAAUUGUAGUUUAUACCAUUCGAAUUCUUCAUUUGGCUUUUGCCCUAAUUUCGAUUGAUUCGACAGCCAUAUGCCGAUCGAUGUAUCAGAUCCAUUGUAUUUUUAGGGCAUAGGGCGAACUGGUUCAUUUGCGUAGAUCAGAAGAUCCACUGCGUUUUUGCUUAAUAAUUUUCGGUAAAAGUGAUGUAUUAAGGUCUAUUUUCUUUAUCUAUCGUGUUUUUUCUA
Zingiber officinale is the source of this 848-nucleotide messenger RNA. RefSeq names its product oxidoreductase-like domain-containing protein 1. The transcript has a single exon. Lineage: Eukaryota; Viridiplantae; Streptophyta; Magnoliopsida; Zingiberales; Zingiberaceae. The coding region runs from base 203 to 580 and encodes 125 amino acids. The record is from RefSeq and is a predicted model, not a curated record.